Messenger RNA from Fonsecaea multimorphosa CBS 102226, 564 nucleotides. RefSeq lists its product as uncharacterized. The record is from RefSeq and is a predicted model, not a curated record. Gene Ontology annotation, biological process: retrograde vesicle-mediated transport, Golgi to endoplasmic reticulum; protein retention in ER lumen. The coding region runs from base 1 to 564 and encodes 187 amino acids. Gene Ontology annotation, cellular component: Golgi membrane. The transcript has 3 exons. Lineage: Eukaryota; Fungi; Ascomycota; Eurotiomycetes; Chaetothyriales; Herpotrichiellaceae.
AUGGACGGGCCGGAGCCGGACACAACCCCCUUCGAUGCCAUAAGUACACAGAGCAACAAGCUCCUGAGGCAAUACCAAAGUUACCUCGACAAAUCAACCCCCUAUGUUGCCUACCGAUGGUCGGCAACCGCCGUGCUCCUCCUUCUCUUCUUCCUCCGCAUCAUCGUCGCUCAGGGCUGGUACAUUGUCGCCUAUUGUCUGGGCAUAUACCUGCUCAACCUCUUCCUCGCGUUCCUUCAGCCAAAAUUUGAUCCCAGUCUGUCGCAGGACGAGGGCCUCGAAGAUGGCGAGGGCUCAUCUUUGCCCACCAAGAAUGAUGAUGAGUUCAGACCAUUCAUCAGAAGACUACCAGAGUUCAAGUUCUGGCAUUCUGCGACAAGAGCCAUCACGAUCAGCUUUCUCUGCAGCUGGUUCGAAAUCUUCAACCUGCCAGUCUUUUGGCCUGUGCUUGUCAUGUACUGGCUAAUCCUCUUCUCCCUGACUAUGAGACGGCAGAUCCAACAUAUGAUCAAGUACCGUUACGUUCCUUUUUCGUUCGGAAAGGCCAAAUACCCGGGCAAAUAA